Molecule: messenger RNA, 2687 nt
Organism: Onychostoma macrolepis
Lineage: Eukaryota; Metazoa; Chordata; Actinopteri; Cypriniformes; Cyprinidae
Exons: 9
Coding region: 248-1264 (338 amino acids)
Source: RefSeq, a predicted model, not a curated record
UAUUAGACUUGUGUUCUUCAUCCACCACGUGCUGGCCUUUCAUUUGACCACUACAAGUCCAAUCAGAAGCACAUUCUGCGCUCACGUUUCAAUCCAAGACAGCGGAUUAACCGGUUUGAGGUCCUCCACGGACACAUAUCAGCUCAGGACAAGGGCGCUGGUCUGUUUAAGAGAGCUGUUUUAUAGACCUGAAAGACACAGAAAGCAGAGAUUCAGUGAUAGUGGGAGCUUCCCACAUCAUGGAUGGAUGGAAAGCCACAGGGAAGAUCAUCAUGCCACAGCUGGUGGUGAGAUUGUUGGUGGGAAACAAAUUAAGUAUUUUACUGAUGGGACAAAAAGUCCUACAGAUCAUCUUAAGGUAACAAACUGCUUGGAGCACAGACACAGUCCACCUAACAGAGUCACAGAUGGAGAUUCAAGCAGAAAAUCACCUUCUCAUGACCUGGAGCAUCUGAGACCAGCUGAGCACACAGAAAACCUGUUAGAUGCCCUCAGACAGGUACCUGACAGACGGUGUGUGACGGCACCAUGUGGAGAUCGAUCACGAUCCUACAUACAUCUGAAGUCCACAACCAACAUGGGUUACUCAAAACAACUCAUGCAAAAUCCUCAUAUUACGGAGCCACAGACAGAGGAUCCAAUUAAAUCCAGUCCAGAGUUCUGCCUCCUCUCAUCUGUCUCAGAGGAACUGCAGGAUUUGGAACCACAAACAUUCCACAUCAUCGAGGAGGAAGUGACAUCACUGGAUCCGUCUCGAUCAGGAACCAUCCAUCAGUCAGAACUCACAUGUCUGUUCCUCAGACUGCAGCUCCCUCUGAAGCUCAGCACACUGGCAUGUAUGUUCCAAUCCUUCAGUAACACCACCGACCCGGAGCAGGUACACUACCAAGACUUGCUGCAGUUCAUACAGAAAGCUGUACAAGAAGAGAAACAGCAAAGUUUUAAGGCAGAGAUCUGGGAUGCGUCAGUGGCCAGUACUGACCUGGAAUCAGUGAGCGACAGGAGCAAAGUGAAUGCAGGUCAAAGAGAAACAUGGCUUCAGAGGUUCCAGAAGAUGGAGAUAGCCUUACAAAUGUGUGACACCCAAAACACAGGAUAUGUGGAUAGAGACCAAGCCAAACGCCUGCUACAGAACUACAGCCUCAUCUAUGAUCUGAAUCUGAGUCCUCUGAAGGUCAGCGAGGUCACACGUAACACUCAGCAAGAGGGCAAAGUUCACCUCGCAUCGGCUCUGAGGCAGCUGAAGGAACUACACAUUGCUUAACCUUUUCCUUAAAUCUAAGCAAAUGCUACAGCAUUAAAUACAGCAAUAAAUGCUCUGUCUGGGAAAUUUUAACAAUGACAAAAAAUGCUUUUAAAUUACAUUUUUCCAACAUUGAAAACUGAGUGAAUCUCAUAUAAACAGAUCAUGUUUUGCUCCAAAAAUCCAAAGAAAAAAAGAGAGAUUUUUGUAAAAAAAAUAAAUUAAAAAAAUGUAACUAAAUGAAUCACGUCCUAAAUAAAUAAAGGUCCUAAGAAUAAUCAUAAUUUUCUUUAAUCAAAGUAUUGUUUUUUUAUUUUCCUUUUGAUUUUAGGGUGAAAUGAACCUCGACAUAUUCAGGUUUCACGACAUUAACUUCCCCCUCACUUUCUGCAGUUGAAUUGGUCAAUAAUCAACUGUAUAUUAUCAAAAUUUAGUUUUGGUACUCCAGUGUGUGCUAAAGUCAUUUCUGGUCCAUAAUUUCAAUAUUCAAGUAAGAAAUUGGUGCAAAAACAGGAAUAAAAAUUUUCUUUUGGUGCUCCAAUGUGUGCAAAUAGUCGUUUCUAGUCUAUAAUUUCAAUAUUCAAGCAAUAAUUUGGUGCAAAAACAGGAGUAAACAGAUGUACAUACGUCAGAUGUGAUCUAAAGUAUAUUGCAUUACUUCUACAAUGUUUUAAGCAUUAGAUACUGUUGCAGGAAAUACUAAUAUGCAAUACUGUAAACGAGCACAAGAGGGCGAUAUUUUACUGUAACACAUAUUAUUACUCACGAUUAAAACUAGAUAAUUAAAUAAAUGAAUUGUGUUAUUACCUCGAGCAACAUGCACUGUCUUCUGUGAUCCAUGUUUCUUCAUUGGACUUCAGGAGAACAAAAUAAUAAUGCAGCUUACAUGAAGAUGGAAAAAGAAAAAAAAAAUGAAGUUAUACACCUCCACCCUUUAUCUGACUUCUCGUUUAAGCAUUAUGUAUGGCUGUGUAUUAUUACAUUGCUGUUGUCUCGAUAUAUUGAUAGUUGCACUCUCUCAAAUUUGCAGAGUAAAUAAAACACGGAUUUCCAAAUAUGUAUGAAAGAUUAUUAAAGUGUAGCAUAAUUAUUAACCGCUAGAUGGCGAACAGCCGACACAAACAAAUCACUAUACGAUGCUGUAAAAGACAAACUGGACUUUAAAUGAAGUACAAACUAGUAGGCCUUUUUGUUGACGCUGGAAUGCGCAUUAGCAGGACUAAAAUGUAACUAAAAAAGAAGCACAGUUUGUGAUAGCCUACCAUUUAUAAUGUUGUUAAUAUAUAUAUAUAUAUUUUUGUAAUCAGUUAUUUAAGGAUAACACUAUCUAUCUAGCCUCUGAGAUUUGUCUUUCCCUGUUCAAAUAGAUAGGAUCUGUACUUACUGUACUUGGAAAUAUCUGCCUAGGGAGUGAAACGGUCCAUAACACUGUAGCAAUGCACAG